UAAAUAUAUUACCAAGGUGAGCCAUAGAACUACAUCCAUCACCUGUUCAGAGAGAUCUUCUUGGUCGUGAUGCUGCUCAUUAUAAGUUCUCAUUAUUAUUAUCAUCUCCACAAAUUGUUUAUUAUUAUUGAGGACACAAACAGAUGGACAGACAUCUUGAUGUGUUCUAAGUUUAGAACAAUGAGCUCCCUCUUUGUUUGUAAUCUUUCAAACCUGCCUCCAGUGUUUCGUGGGAGAGCUAGCAGGUGUGGUGAGAUGCCCGCCCAUACGUCAGCCCGUACAACAUCCACCACCGACCAUCAUUUGCAUCGCUGUCAAGCCCUUGCUGGCUGUGGCUGCCAUACAGUCCACUCCCUUGACAGCAGACACUAUUUUACCCUCUUCGGAGUCAUCAGGUGUGAAUGGGUAGAAGAAGUAGUUCUGAGGACACCGUCUGUCUUAUUGCGUCUCCGCCGUUUGGGAGGAAAGUAGCCGCUGACUGAAAGGAGACUUACUGUGGAGACUAAUGUGGAAACAUGUGGAAACUGAAGUGGGGAUGUGUGGAGACAUGUUCUUGAGACUUCUGUAAGGAGGAUUUCACACUGAAGCAAAGAUGACGGUUCCCAAGAUCAAGGACUUCGUUGACAGCAACGCCAAAGAGUUUCUUUCUGUGUUUGAAGUCAUGGCUCACUUCUCGGACGUGUCGGAAGGCGUUCUGGACGUCGGAUCCAGCAGCAACGACACCAUCAACAGCACGACCACGCCUUUGAUGACGACGCUAGCGACGAACCCCGCCUGUCGCAAAAAUGAAGCUUUUAUGCAGGCUCUACCCUGGGUGCGCAUCACCUUCGGGGUGCUGAUGGUGCUGGAGAACACGCUCAGCCUGUGGGCGUUGUGGCACGUGCGACGUCUGCAGCGAGCCUUGCAGCGCUUCAUGAGCUCCUUGUCGGUCGGGGAACUGCUGACCGGAAUCUGGUGUUGCUAUGGUUAUGGCGCUGAGGUCAUCACGGGGUCAGCGGAAGUGACAUUCGAAUGCCGCAUGCGCUUCAUCGGGAUGACGUAUUUGAACUUUGCCUCCAUCCUCUCCAUCGCCGCCAUGUGCCUGGACCGAGCUCUGGCCUUGCAGUGUCCCCUCCGCUACGUGGAGCUGGUCACGCCACCCCGGGUGCGCCUGGUGCUUGCGGUGGUGUGGCUGCUGCCGCUGGCAGUGGUGCUGGCCGCGUAUGUGGACGUGGAGGGUUCCUCCCUGGACUGCGACUUCGUGCACAUCGCAUCUCCCCGCACCUACGUGGUGCUGACGGUUGUUGCGCUUCUUCUUCAUCGCUGUCAUCAUCUCCUCGCAGCUCUUCCUCUUCCGCGCGGCGCACUGCCACAUCACCAAGAUCUUCCCCACGCUCAUCAACUCGCACGUGUCCACUCGCUACUUGCGCAUGAACGUGCGCGCGGCGGUGACGACAGCGGUAGUGGUCAUCCCCUUCUUGCUGCUGUACUCGCCCGUGGUGGGGGUGCAGGCGUCUGGCCGCCAUCCCCGGCGAUGAGGAGUGCAUGAGUCAGGUGCUGGCCGCCACCUGGCUCUUCGCCUCCGCCCACGGCCUCUUCACACCUGUCAUCUUCUGCUGGCGCUUCAAAGAGAUCCGCGCCAACCUUCUCCGCCUCUUCUGCCGCUGCCGGCAGCCGGGACCGGAAGUCAACAUCUACAACGUGCGCUCGAGCGUGUCGGCAGCGACUGGGAACCUGCUGUAGGCAUGCGCACAGCUUAGUUUCCGCUGACCUCUCUGUUGAACGGGAGGUACAGACGUAAGAUAAGAACAUUACGAAAGAAACUUUGUUCAGACAUUUUCUUACCUUCUAGAGACUCGUUAGACACGAGACGGUUAGUAGGAGCGAGACAGAUGCAGUAAGUGUAAAACAACUGCCGUCCUGGCGUCAGACAAUGAUCCUUUCAGAUGUAAACAAUGAUCCUUUAAGAUGUAAACAAUGAUCCUUUCAGAUGUAAACAGUGAGAUUUUCAGGUGUAAACAGUGAGAUUUGUGUAACUUCUCGUAGCCAGGCACAUCCCGGCGCCCGCGGACCAAGACAAUGGCCUGGUCAGUGAGAAAGACAGCUUGAAGAGGUCUGUGAAAUACAGAUGAAAGAAGCAUCAUAAGAUAAUGAUACAGAUGAAACAUCAUCUCCGUAAUACAGACUCACCCUUCAUCGCAGCAAAUGUGUCACAAAACUAAUGACUGGGGUGGAGAGAGACUACAAGUAUUUAUUGAUAGAAGAUCUCGAUGAAGCUGACAGAAAAUGUGAGAAGGUGUGACAGACUGUGUGCUACACACUGUAAACUAACAGAAAACCGUUUACAACAGAAUAUUAUAUUACACAUCAGCUUUUACUGUCGUAAACUGUGUAUGUCUGGACAUGUGACUGUACCUACUGUGUAUAAAUUAACUGAUAGAAUAUCACCAACGGCAAGUCCUUAGGUAACUCAGAAAAUACGUGUUAAUUGUAGUGUAAAUCCACUGAGCAAGGCAUCGCUACCUGUCUUUCUGAUCUACCCUGCAAGAGCACCUGUCCACCCGGAUGUUUUUCAUUUUUUUUUUUCUUUGACGAAAUGUCAUUGUCGUUGUCGUCGUCUGUUUUACUUUUUGUAUUCGCUUUAGGAAUUUUUUGGAACUGUAUAUUUUAUAUGUAUCUGUUCCCCCUUCUUCCUUCUGUGCACUGAGUUUUGCUCAGCACACACUUGAUGUUGCUGUCUGUCACACAUCCUAACGGUGAAGCAGACGGGUGCUUGUCUCCCUUUAGGUUACAAAUGGACGCUCAUCAUUUCAGAGAAUCUUUGAUGUUGAGGUUUCUAGAAAACUUCUCGACAACCACAUUUAUUUUAUUUCAAUGUUUUUGUAUUCGUUUUUUUUUUUAUCCUUCUGAGAUAACCGUGAUGUGGUUUAUUAUUGCUUUAUUCCUUUUUAAUAUUGUGAAGCAAUCCUUUUGGUUGUCGUUACCAGCUGUCUAUCAAACCCUGAUAGACAGACAGUUGUGUCUAAUCUACUAAAUCAUGUUCCUCACUGCCAUCAACGAGAACCUGGGAAGUGAGCACGUGUUGUGUUUGUGGAUUGUCUGAACUUGUGAUAUUAGUAACGAACGUUUUGUGAUAUCAGAGUUAUCUGCCUUUUUGAAAAUUGUGGAUUACUUCCCCUUGUGAUGCUUGUUGACAGUGUGUUUUCCUAGACAGCAUGGCUUCACGAUACAUUCAUGUUGUAGCUGGCUAAGCAAGGAUAUAUGUCUCAGCAUGCAUAUCUGUCAUAAAAUAACAUAAUUGUUCUUUCAGGUCACACUAGCCUGGACAGACACGACCUGUACUGUCACAUAGUUAAUGACCCCUGACCCUUGCACUCCCACGUUACAUAGUACACUUCCAUGUUACAGACACACACUUUACCUGGGUAACGCCGACUGAAGAGCAAGAAAGACAUUUUCUCUCACUUAGCUGCAUGCUCCAGUCCACAAUCAUGUUCUCGCUCUGUUAAUAUUGUCUGAUGUAUUGUUGUUGUUGUUGUUGUUGUUGUUGUUGUUGUUGUUGUUGUUGUUGUGUGACUCUGGCUGUGAGUGGGGCGAGUGCUGAUUGUUCUGAUUAAAGAUUCAGAACCUUAUGAUGCUUUGUUACAGUUGUUGGAGGGAUGUGUAUGUCGAACAAACCGUGUGGCCGUCUGAUGAAGAACAAUUUCAAUUGUGAAAUAUUUCGGAAAUGCGGUUAAAAGCGUCAUAUGAUUGAGAACGCGCACACGCGCACCUGCAGGAAUAACGUACGUGCAGUCUGUGCGUGUGUACCUCGUUGUUUUAAUGGGAAAGCUGUUGACUUUAUUGGGAGCCCCCCUAGCAAUUUUUAUAUCUUAGAUUUUUUACCAUCUACUUUUAGCUCUUAUUUUAUCCCUUUCAUUCUAAUGUCUCUGAUACUCUGCAGUUCGUUUGGUAUUGUUUGAAGUUGAUUUAUAUUUUCUUCAGUUAGGUUUCCUUAAUUGAUACUGAUGUUCUGUUUCUUCAUCUUAAAAGAAGAAUAUGUUAUAGUACCAUCUCUAAACUGCUUUAGGAUUUAAAAAAAAAAAAAAAA
Pomacea canaliculata is the source of this 4069-nucleotide messenger RNA. RefSeq lists its product as uncharacterized. The record is from RefSeq and is a predicted model, not a curated record. The transcript is spliced from 2 exons. Gene Ontology annotation, cellular component: membrane. Gene Ontology annotation, molecular function: G protein-coupled receptor activity. The coding region runs from base 593 to 1528 and encodes 311 amino acids. Lineage: Eukaryota; Metazoa; Mollusca; Gastropoda; Architaenioglossa; Ampullariidae. Gene Ontology annotation, biological process: G protein-coupled receptor signaling pathway.